Molecule: messenger RNA, 920 nt
Organism: Suillus plorans
Lineage: Eukaryota; Fungi; Basidiomycota; Agaricomycetes; Boletales; Suillaceae
Exons: 3
Coding region: 278-835 (185 amino acids)
Source: RefSeq, a predicted model, not a curated record
UCAUGCCAUGCAUUUAAGGCUGUGCUUGCGAUGGGUAAGCCGGUCACUUCUAUUUUUUUCUGGUGUCCCACUCGACUGCCGGCUUUUAUGUAUCCGAACCAUUGUUCAGAAGUGGAACAACACCCAUACUAUGGCUGUGUUCAUUUACUAUAUGAUGGCAUCCGCGGCAAGAGUCCGAUCAUCAUGCCUGUGAUGGCAACUUGGCGCCACCCCAAUUCUGCAUUUUCGCCUUCGUGAAUGAAUGAUUAUGUGCCUUGAGGCCACUUAAAUUUGCCGCAUGCCGGUCCUCCAUUGUGCAUGCGGAGUUCAUACCGUGACGAAGUCCAUUGAACUUGAGAAUCGUGAUUAUCAUCGGGGAAUUCGGACCAUGUGUCUUGACUCUGAUGACUAUAAGAAUGGCCUGGUAAAUGCAAGGUUUGCCAUCAAAAAGUUCUACACACCGUCCCAUUUCGAGAAACACAACUCGUUCAUUUGUGCACUCACCUUCGCGACGAUGACGAUUUCAGGCAACCUAAAAACUGGGACCUACACUCUUCGGAAUGCUAGUACAAAUGACUUUGUCGUUGUACAAGGCCCCAAAACUGCUGCCCUGGUAACAAGCAACGAUGGUCGGGCAGAGAAUGCCGCAUGGGUCCUUGAAAAACUCAGUGGGCAUUACGACAAGUACAACAUCAGAAAUUUCGCGCAAAACUCAUAUGCCACUGUCAACACUGUGCAAAAAAGAAGCGCUGCACUCACCUGUGGGCGCGAGGUGUGUCCUUGGAGCAUCAGACCAACUGGAUACGGAACAUAUGUGUCUGUCUUCCAUCAGCUGAGUUUAUUACGUCUUAUCUAACAGACGCACAUGUACGUCCAGGAUAUCACCACACUCAGAUGCUUCGCUGUUUUGGAGCCUGAAAACGUCCGGGGAUCACUCACAG